Molecule: messenger RNA, 1527 nt
Organism: Phragmites australis (common reed)
Lineage: Eukaryota; Viridiplantae; Streptophyta; Magnoliopsida; Poales; Poaceae
Product: probable tocopherol O-methyltransferase, chloroplastic
Exons: 6
Coding region: 256-1341 (361 amino acids)
Biological process (GO): methylation
Molecular function (GO): S-adenosylmethionine-dependent methyltransferase activity
Source: RefSeq, a predicted model, not a curated record
CGCCGGACAUGGCGUCAGGGAGCGCCGUCGUGGUCAACAAGGCUGUCGUGAAGGCCGUUUCUAUUCAGCGCACCGUCGUGGUCGAGGCCUCUCCGGCCAUGCGUGCCGUGGUGGAGCCCGGGUUGAAGGAGCAGAUCGGGAACGGAAGCCAUAGUUGUUUUCCCAUUCCAUUGUAUACCUGUUGAUAAGUAUUGCCACGUGUUGCUGUGGGAGAGGGUCCAGCUUGAUGGAAUGGAGCUGUAGACCGGGUCCCAUAUGAUUAUCUUCCGUGUCCCUGCUGCCAGCCUAAAGUGCACAGGCACGAGCUGCAAAAUGGCCCAACCGGCGCAGCUCCACUCGCGCCCGGUCCUCCCCUCCACGAGCCCCCGCCGCCACUGCGCCUCCCAGCCCGCCACUUUCCCCGCCUCGCGCCGUCGCCGCCGCAACCGCCUCGCGCCCCGCCCGAUGGCCUCGUCGACGGCCCAGCCCCCGGGGCUGAAGGAGGGCAUCGCGGGGCUUUACGACGAGUCGUCGGGGGUGUGGGAGAGCAUCUGGGGCGACCACAUGCACCACGGCUUCUACGACUCGGGCGAGGCCGCGUCCAUGGCCGACCACCGCCGCGCCCAGAUCCGCAUGAUCGAGGAGGCCCUCGCCUUCGCCGCCGUCCCAGAUGAUCCGGAAAAGAAACCCAAAACAAUAGUCGAUGUAGGAUGCGGCAUUGGUGGUAGCUCAAGGUACUUGGCGAAGAAAUACGGAGCGCAAUGCAAUGGCAUCACGUUGAGCCCUGUUCAAGCCGAAAGAGGAAAUGCUCUCGCUGCGGCGCAGGGGUUGUCAGACAAGGUUUCUCUCCAAGUUGCUGACGCUCUGGAGCAGCCGUUUCCUGAUGGGCAGUUUGAUCUUGUCUGGUCCAUGGAGAGUGGCGAGCACAUGCCGGAGAAAAGAAAGUUUGUUAGUGAACUGGCACGUGUCGCGGCUCCUGGAGCGACACUGAUCAUUGUGACUUGGUGCCAUCGGAACCUCGAGUUGUUUGAAAACUCGCUGAAACCCGAUGAACUGAAUCUCUUGAAGAGGAUAUGCGAUGCGUACUACCUACCGGACUGGUGCUCACCUUCAGACUAUGUGAGCAUUGCAAAGUCACUGUCUCUUGAGGAUAUCAAGACUGCUGAUUGGUCGGAGAACGUGGCCCCGUUUUGGCCUGCUGUUAUACGAUCAGCACUGACAUGGAAAGGCCUCACAUCGCUGCUGACAAGUGGAUGGAAGACGAUAAGAGGGGCCCUGGUUAUGCCGCUUAUGAUCAAUGGCUACAAGAAAGGGCUCAUCAAGUUCACCAUCAUCACGUGUCGCAAGCCCGGAGCAGCAUAGAAUGAGAAAUUCCUGUCUCAGCACCUCCAUUCAGUGCAAUAAUGUAGAAUCGUGGCAUCCUUUUCCUUUUUCCAGUAAUUUCUAGCUUUCGAGAGCAAAUGUGGUGGCUCAUUUUAACUCUAUUUUAUUACGAUAAUAUAUUUUUAAAAUUUAAAUUUAUCUAUAUAUUUUUAAAUUUUUAAUUUA